AUGGUGAUACCAGUUGAACUAGGAGAGACAAGGGUCGAAACAAUAGUGGAUUCUGGUGCAGAAUCUGAUUUUAUCGACGCCAAGAUGGCAGAACAGUUGAAGUUAGAAGUGAAACCAUUAAAAGGAUUCCAAGUAGGAACUGCUGCUGAAGAUGAACCAGGGCUACAAAUUCAAGGAUUUGUUCAACUCAAGUUUAAAUUAUGUGGCAUGGAACUUAACAGGUUGUUGUUUGUGGUUCCUAACUUGCGGUAUGAUAUAUACCUAGGAUUGGGAUUUUGCGCUGAAUUCCAGGAUUCUAUCGAUUUCCAUGCCAGAACCAUAAAUGGGGUUUACAUAGACCACCUCCGAGAAGAACAGAAUGAAGAACAGAAGGAGAAACAAAACGAAGAAGAGAAGAAAAACCAAAACGAAGAACAGAAGGAAAGAACAGUACCAGAUGGUACCAUUAAGGAAGCUGUGCAAGUCGAAAUCAAGAGAAAGGGAAAGAUUUGGAGACAGCAGAGUAAAAAGAAAGUGCACAACCAGCACCUUACCGAAGAGAGUCAAGAUAGAGCAAAACUCGUAAUUAAGGAUCACGAUAGGAUCAAAAAUUUAACAGAUAGUAAUAAAGAAGCUCCUGAAUCAACGAAGGAGGACCACGAUGAUAAAAUAGAAGAAACCGCAGAACCAGGCGAAUUAGCAACCACCAUCAUGAUGAACAACAUUGAAUUGAAUCGUUGCUUAAAAAAAGCAGAGACAGACGUUGCUAUUGUUUUAGUGAAAGCUAAUUCAUUACCCAUCAAAGAGGAACAGGUGAUUCCAAAAUUCAUUGAAGAAGAAUUCAGUGACGUAGUUACAGAUGAACUACCAAGAGGAUUACCCCCAGAACGACCCAUAACUCAUACUAUCACAUUGAUUCCGGGAAAACCACCACCACAUAAAGCACCCUACCGGUUAACGUGGGAGGAGAAGCAAGAAUUAGAGGUCCAGAUUAGCGAAUUACUUGAGAAAGGGUUCAUUGUUCCACAGGCCAGCCCAUAUGGGGCUCCCGUUAUUUUUGUAAAAAAAAAAGACGGCUCAAAGCGCCUUUGCGUUGAUUAUAGGGCUCUCAACGAUAUAACCGUCAAAGAGAGGUUUCCUAUUCCAUUAAUUGAUGAAUUAUUUGAUAGUCUUUCUGGUGCUACGAUAUUUAGUACUUUGGACCUCCAUCUGGGGUAUCACCAGGUGGCUAUUGCAAAAGAAGAUCAGGAAAAGACAGCAUUCGUCACGCGGUUCGGACAGUAUGCCUGGAAGGUGAUGCCUUUCGGGCUCUGUAACGCGCCCGCGACGUUUCAACGUCUUAUGAAUGAUAUCUUUAUGGAUACUUUUGAUAAAUAUUUGAACAUUUACUUAGACGACUUGAUUAUUUAUUCGCGCGACAGGGAGUCACACGAGAAACACGUGCGUGAAGUGUUGACACGUUUGAGAAAAAAUGGGUUGAUCGCUAAAAAGAAAAAAUGUCACUUUUUCCAAUCCAGUGUGAAAUACCUUGGUCAUAUCAUCACAGAUAAGGGAAUCGAGCCAGAUGAAGAAAAGAUUGCAGCUAUCAAGAACUGGCCACCAAUCAAAUCUGUGAAACAAGCUCAAUCAUUUUUGGGUCUAGUUGGCUAUUACCGAAAAUUUAUCCCACAGAUGUCUGCCUUGUGUGGGCCUAUCCAUGACUUCAUUGCAGGAAAGCUGAAUUGGGGUACUGAUCAGCAAGAAGGUUUUGACAAGUUAAGAGAAUCAUUAACUAAAUCACCAAUACUCAUUCUACCAUCACAAGAGGAUACAUUCGUUGUGUUCACAGACGCGUCUAAUCUGUGCUCGGGAGCUGUAUUGCACCAAGUGGAUAGUGCCGGGAAGUUCAAGGGAGUUGUUGCAUAUGAUAGUUACAAGUUUGGGGUUCACGAGUUGAAGUAUACUGUACGAGAAAAAGAAUGUCUUGCCGUUGUUAAAGCGUUACGGAAAUGGAAGCAUUACUUGGCUGGCAGACGUUUUAUCCUAUACACGGAUCACGAAUCAUUAAGAUCAUUACAUUAUAACAAGGAUGCCUUUGGUAGAAUCAAUCGUUGGAUCGGUUUUUUAGCCGAGUACGACAUGGAGAUUAGACAUAUUAAAGGGUCACGUAAUUCAGUAGCAGACGCUAUUUCGCGGGCUCACAUCAAUGAAAUUUGUGUACAACCAGUGGAAAUGGGUAUUUCGGUGAUGCUGGUUCAAGAGUUAGAUCCCGUUAAUGUAACAGAGAUCAAAGAAGGGUACAAAGCAGAUUCAGCGUUUAGCAAGAUUUAUACCGUAUUGAAAGAUAAGUUAGAGAUUCCCGUGGAAUUGACAAAUAUUGUGAAACACUAUGUUCUUGUGGAUGAACUUCUUUACUUCGGGUUACUUCCAUCAGAGAAAAUCCGUUUGUGUAUCCCUGCAGGGAAUAUCCGAAAUCAAUUGUUAUACCAAGCUCACGAUACUACCGCAAGUGCCCACCAAGGCGCACUCAAGAUGCAUGAGUCGAUCAGUCGCAACUACUACUGGCCAAAACUAUUCAGGUCUUGCCGUCAAUACACCGACCACUGCACCACGUGUCAACGCUCAAAGGCAAGUACAGUGAAAACUGCAGGUCUUCUCAACCCACUUCCUGUUCCGAAAGCAAGGUGGCUGCUGAUAAGUAUCGACUUUCUCACUGGCAUCCCAACCACUGCUGCUGGGUAUAAUAUGUUAAUGGUUGUGGUAGAUCGCCUUACAAAACGGGCUCACUUCAUUCCGACCGUGAAGACGGCUACCGCCGUAGAUGUGGCCCAACUUCUAUUGUUACACGUUGUGAAAUACCAUGGAAUGCCCCACUCAAUUGUAAGCGAUCGUGAUGUUCGCUUCAACAACAGUAUUUGGCGUACUUUAACUGAACGAUUGGGAAUUAGUUUAAAGAUGUCAACCUCCCACAACCCUCAAACAGAUGGUCAAACCGAACGGUUGAAUAGGGUAGUGAAACAGACGUUGCAAGCUAUCUGCCAGAAUCACCCACAAGACUGGGAUUCCUGCCUUCCAGCUGCAGAAUUUGGGUAUAACAACUCCUACCAAGCUAGCAUCAAGUGUACACCGUUCUACGCGGAUCUCGGCUUUCACCCCCGCUACAGUGGAGUGUUAGCUCCUGCUAGUUCCUUCGAUGCCCAGGCUAGCGUAUUGCUCGGCGAGGACUUUGCCGACCACCAACAUCAAGUUAUCAGAGUUGUCCAGGAACGCAUGUUCGAGGCUCAACAGCAACAAAUGAAUCAAGUGGAUCCACACCGUGGUUAUGUGAUCUUCCAAAAAGGAGAUCUCGUCCUUCUUCACCGGGAUAUAUUGGGAGGGGGAGAGCAGGACAAAUUUAACUUUCGCUAUAUUGGUCCAUAUGAAGUUAUCGAGAAAGUAAAUGACAACAGUUACAAAAUCAAACUCCCACCAGGUUCCAGGAUGCAUGAUACAAUCAACGUUAGACAUUUACGGAAGUAUAAUCCCCGCGUGAAGGACUACAUAAAUGUACCACCUACAGAAGCUGAGGAAAUCAGACGUAAUAUCGAGGAAGUGUCCAGCAUAGUCAGAGUGUUUGAAGAUGGAAGUUGCGAAGUAACCUGGACAGAUUGUGAUAUAAACAACACCUUGAGAAUUCCGCUAGUAUGGUUACAACAAGACGACAAGAAAUGGAGAAAGUUAAAGAAACAGUUCCUAGAGACAUAUGGACAGAGUUUGGAAUGUAAUCCAGAGGAGGAGAGAGAGAGCAUUAAUCCACCGGUUGUAAUUCCAGAGGAAAUCAGGUCUAGAUCUGAACUAGACUUUGCGUCCAGAAGAGUACAUGCACUUAGCCAAAAGAAGAUGGCCAGUGGUGAUCCCCGUUUCCAACCGAAGCCAACCCCCCGGAGAAGAGGGCCUGGAUAG
Molecule: messenger RNA, 3900 nt
Organism: Candida tropicalis MYA-3404
Lineage: Eukaryota; Fungi; Ascomycota; Pichiomycetes; Serinales; Debaryomycetaceae
Exons: 1
Coding region: 1-3900 (1299 amino acids)
Biological process (GO): DNA integration
Molecular function (GO): nucleic acid binding
Source: RefSeq, a predicted model, not a curated record